AAAAGCUUUUGCAUUUAGUCGAGUUUGCGGUCUAACCUCGGAUUGAACUCAUUUCUGUGCUUAAGUCGUGAUUUUGGAUUUGAUUUAAAUCGAUUUACAUACAUACUACUAAACGAGUCAUAUAAAAUGCGUUUCGCUUUGGGAUUCUUCUUGGUUGCCUGCUUGGUUGCCAUAGCUUUGGCCACUCCAUCCAAAAACAAACAAGGUCCUGCCUGUUCCAUAAACUGCGGUGAGAAAUAUGAACCGAUCUGCGCCAAGGCUAAGAAUGGCAAUAAGGAACGUCUUUUAACUUUCGGCAACGAAUGUGUUAUGGGCAAUUACAAUUGUCAACAUAGCGAUGAUCCUUAUGAAGUAAAGUCCAAAGGAGAAUGCGGUGGCAAUGUAUCCGUACGUCUAUCCUAAAUUUCAAUGAAGAACGUAAGGGACAACUGUAUGCCAGAAAAGAUCAAUAAAUGUGUACAAUAAAGCUACAAAUAUAAAUAUUUAUAACAAUUAAAGCAUAUAA
Molecule: messenger RNA, 505 nt
Organism: Stomoxys calcitrans (stable fly)
Lineage: Eukaryota; Metazoa; Arthropoda; Insecta; Diptera; Muscidae
Product: vasotab
Exons: 3
Coding region: 127-402 (91 amino acids)
Molecular function (GO): protein binding
Source: RefSeq, a predicted model, not a curated record